ACUAUGGUAAGGUAAACAAAACCCUAUUGUCCUAUUGUGUUUUGUUGUGUGUUGGGUCUACAUUGUCAUGAGAAACCCUCAAACUUCACUUUACCCACUGGAAUCAUCAUCACUCUAACACUCACUCUCUCAGUGUGUGGAGCCACUCACUGGUUUCAUUUCCACCCAUACACCUUCAAAAUUCAAACCACCCAUUUCAGAAACUAGGAAAAUGGAAAAGGGUUUUCCAAUCUGGGUUUUCAUACUGAUUUUCACUACAGUUUUCACCCCUUCCUCUCUUGCUCUCACCCAGGAUGGUCUGACAUUGUUGGAAAUCAAGGGUGCUUUGAAUGACACUAAGAAUGUUCUCAGCAACUGGCAAGAGUUUGAUGAGUCUCCUUGUGCUUGGACUGGCAUCACUUGUCAUCCCGGCGAUGGCGAACAAAGAGUUCGCUCAAUUAAUUUGCCAUACUCGCAACUCGGAGGCAUUAUAUCUCCCAGCAUUGGUAAACUCAGCAGGCUCCAGAGAUUGGCACUUCAUCAGAACAGCUUGCAUGGAAUUAUUCCCAAUGAAAUUACCAAUUGCACUGAGCUAAGAGCUCUGUACUUGAGGGCUAAUUAUUUCCAAGGAGGCAUACCAUCAGAUAUUGGAAACCUUCCAUUUUUAAAUAUACUGGAUUUGUCAAGCAACUCAUUCAAAGGUGCUAUACCUUCUUCUCUUGGUCGUCUCCCACAUUUGCAAGUUCUGAACUUGUCUACCAAUUUCUUUUCUGGAGAAAUCCCUGACAUUGGAGUACUAAGCACCUUCCAGAAGAACUCGUUUAUUGGCAAUUUAGACCUUUGUGGGCGGCAAAUCCAGAAACCAUGUCGGACAUCAUUUGGUUUCCCUGUAGUGAUACCACAUGCUGAAAGUGAUGAAGCUGCAGUCCCUACCAAAAGAUCUUCUUCACAUUACAUGAAGGUGGUGCUAAUUGGUGCCAUGACAACUUUGGGACUUUUACUCCUUGUAACCCUCUCAUUCCUCUGGAUCCGUUUAUUGUCGAAGAAGGAAAGAGCUGUUAUGAGAUACACAGAUGUCAAGAAACAAGUUGAUCCAGAAGCAAGCACAAAACUUAUUACAUUCCAUGGUGAUCUUCCAUACACGUCAUCUGAAAUCAUAGAAAAACUGGAGUCCCUUGAAGAAGAGGAUAUAGUGGGGUCGGGAGGAUUUGGUACUGUUUACCGAAUGGUGAUGAAUGAUUGCGGUACAUUUGCUGUUAAGAGGAUUGACAGAAGUCGUGAAGGGUGUGAUCAAGUGUUUGAAAGAGAACUUGAGAUCUUGGGUAGCAUCAAGCACAUAAAUUUAGUAAACCUACGCGGUUACUGCAGGCUCCCUUCUGCAAGGCUACUUAUCUAUGAUUAUUUGGCCAUAGGAAGCUUAGAUGAUCUCUUGCACGAAAAUACGGAACAACCACUGAAUUGGAAUGAUCGCCUAAAUAUAGCCCUUGGUUCUGCCAGGGGUUUGGCAUACUUGCACCAUGAAUGCUGCCCGAAAAUUGUGCAUCGUGACAUAAAAUCCAGCAACAUCCUUCUAAAUGAAAACAUGGAGCCUCAUAUCUCUGAUUUUGGUCUUGCAAAGCUAUUGGUUGAUGAAGAUGCCCAUGUUACAACAGUGGUUGCUGGCACAUUUGGAUAUUUGGCACCAGAGUAUCUACAAAGUGGGAGAGCCACUGAGAAGUCAGAUGUAUAUAGCUUUGGAGUUCUAUUGCUGGAACUUGUGACUGGAAAGAGGCCUACAGAUCCUUCCUUUGCGAAUAGAGGUUUAAAUGUUGUUGGCUGGAUGAACACAUUACAGAAGGAAAACAGAUUGGAAGACGUGGUAGACAGAAGAUGCACUGAUGCAGAUGCAGGAACUCUUGAAGUGAUUCUUGAGCUAGCAGCAAGGUGCACAGAUGCAAAUGCAGAUGACCGUCCAUCCAUGAACCAAGUGUUACAGUUGCUGGAACAAGAAGUCAUGUCUCCUUGCCCAAGUGAUUUUUACGAGUCUCAUUCAGAUCACAGCUAAUUGUUCAAGUAAUCCCGGUUGAACAUUGAAGUCAUGUCUUCUACUACUACCUAACUGUUUUGUUAGUGUUCUUGCCCCUUUUUCUGUCCCUGUAGAGAUCAUUCUGGUAGCAAGUACGCAACAACAUCCAUUUGUGAAUAGAUUUUGUCAACCCCUUGUUCUCACCAUCUGCUGCUGGUGGCUUGAACAAACCCAAAAUGGGGGAUAUGGACAUUGCAGUGGUUUUUUGGUAUUUGGAAUGACCUCCAUUCAUGCUAUGAAAUGUCAUCACUGUCUGAUUCAAAACUAUGUGUUAUUAGGUUUCAUGCCACGUUAGUUUAUUGUGAAGCUCAAUUAGUUUGUGCAUGGUGAUUGCUAGUGCUCCACAGCGCGAUUUUCUUCCAUUUUUCUUAGUUAUGUAUGAGUUUUGUUAGGAAGGAUAAUAAUCAAAAUGGGCUUUUGGCACAAGAUGACGCAGGGCCCAGGGUAUGGAAGGUGUAUUCUAGAAGGGGACAAAGGGAAUCUACUGAUAACUAACUUUCUUCCUAACAGAAUUAGCAUUAGGCAGAGAGAGAAAGGGAGCCAAUGAUUGUAUUUAGAUUUGGUAUAAGAAGGUAGUUAGAGGGGGGUUGAGAGGUAUCUUUUGCAUAGCUGUAUUCUGUAUUAGAGGGGGGUUGAGAGGGGAGCCACGCUCUGGUCAGAAAGGGAUCCAUUCCUCUUCUCUGUAAUUCUCCAAAGUUCUAUAAUAAACAAUCAAUCGAUU
Molecule: messenger RNA, 2765 nt
Organism: Lotus japonicus
Lineage: Eukaryota; Viridiplantae; Streptophyta; Magnoliopsida; Fabales; Fabaceae
Product: LRR receptor-like serine/threonine-protein kinase FEI 1
Exons: 13
Coding region: 212-2023 (603 amino acids)
Biological process (GO): protein phosphorylation
Molecular function (GO): protein kinase activity; ATP binding; protein binding
Source: RefSeq, a predicted model, not a curated record